UCCGGCUCGGUUUUCCCCCUCCCCCCCCCGCGGGUUCUUCGCUGCGAAGAAAAUGGCGGCGGCGCCGAGCGGAGAUGAAGAGAGACUGGAAGAAAAGUCUGAGGACCAGGAUUUACAGGGUCUAAAGGACAAAUCCUCCAAAUCUAAAAAAGUCAAGAAAGAGAGGAAAGAAGAAAAGGAACAUGAGCAUGCCCAGCCCUCUGUGGAGCCAGCUGAGGCAGGCAAGGCAGAAAUGUCGGAAGGAGCUGGAACUGCUCCAGCUGUACCUGAAGCCUCUGCAUCUCCAAAACAGCGCCGUUCUGUCAUCCGAGAUCGUGGUCCCAUGUAUGAUGAUCCCACUUUGCCUGAGGGCUGGACUCGCAAACUCAAGCAGAGAAAAUCUGGCCGCUCAGCGGGGAAGUAUGACGUCUAUCUUAUCAACCCCCAAGGCAAGGCCUUUCGUUCUAAAGUUGAGCUCAUCACCUACUUUGAGAAGGUGGGAGACACCUCGCUGGAUCCUAAUGAUUUUGAUUUCACGGUGACUGGGCGCGGGAGCCCCUCACGACGAGAACAGAAGCCUCCUAAGAAAACUAAAGCCCCUAAAACUCCUGGCACAGGCCGCGGACGGGGUCGACCUAAAGGUAGCGGCUCUACCAAACCUAGAGGAACUGCUUCAGAAGGUGUACAGGUGAAAAGGGUAAUUGAGAAGAGUUCGGGAAAGCUGCUAGUCAAGAUGCCUUUGCAGUCAUCUUCAAUGGGAGCAAAGGCAGAAGGAACAGGUGGGGCUACCACCUCAGCACAGGUCAUGGUUAUCAAGCGUCCUGGACGUAAACGGAAACCUGAAUCGGAUCCCCAGGCUGUACCUAAGAAACGGGGACGAAAGCCAGGCAGCAGUGCAGUAGCAGCUAUUGCCGAAGCUAAAAAGAAAACAAUCAAGGAGCCAGUCAUCCAGGCAGUCCGGGAGACAGUAUUGCCUAUCAAGAAACGUAAGACACGUGAAACUGUCAGUAUAGAGAUCACCAAGCCAACUCCUCCUCCUCCAAGCAACACAGGGGAAUGGAGUUCCAAAGGACAGCGAAUGGCUGCCAAGAGCCCAGGGCGCCGCAGCAAAGAAAGCAGCCCUAAAGGGCGGGGUGGCAAUGCUGUGUCAACCCCCGCCCCUUCCUCUUCUCCUGGCAAGAAGGAUCAGCACCUCCCUCCCCAUCAGCCAUCUUUGGAGCCCCAGGGCACCUCCCCUGCUCAGUCCCCUGAAAGCCCUAAGGACAGCAAGAGCCUUCCAGUUGAGCCCCAGGACUUGAGCAGCAAGAGCUAUAAAGAGGAGAGGGCUCCAGAAAGUGAUGGCUGUCCUAAAGAGCCACCUAAGACUCAAUCUGGUGGCACAGCCGUGUCCUACAAACAUGAGCGCAAAGAUACUGUGUCGUCCUCCACGGCCUUGUCCCGGCCUACAAACAGGGACGAGGCCGUGGACACCAGGACACCUGUGUCAGAGCGGGUCAGCUGACUUUGCGGGGGGUGAGUGAGCAAGUGAGCGCCAGAGGUAACAAAGAGAGGAACAGGCACUCUCAGCCCCACACACCCAAAUGAGACUCCAGGCAGCUGCCAGGUAGAAUUCUCUUUUCCCACAAUGCCCUGGCUUUCAAUCAAUCAGCUUACCCCCAAACUAUCCCUCUGUGUCCCUCAUUCCUCCCAUUUUUAAUACAGACAAGCACAGUGUGGGGUACAGAAACAUGCCUCCCAGGGCUGGAAGCCACUUUGCACUUUUUCUACAGAACUGGGGCCCACUCUUCCCUCUCCCCAUCUGCCUGGCUCCUUCUGCCAUGCUUUGCUGAGAAUACUACUGACAAGGCAAGCUGUUUGGCGGAGGAGAAAUAGCUUCAAAUUCUGGCUUGUUGCCCUGAUCCUGUUUGCCCUCCAUAUUAUAGAGGCCCCAUCAACAGAUCAGGUGGAGAGGGGCUCACGUAUGUAUUCCACUCCACCUCCCUAGUGCCAUGUAAUGUAGUUGUCCAGUCUUAGUUGGAGUUCUGUAGUUUCCAGUAGGCUGUGUGCGCAUGUGUACACAUGAAAGAGAGAGAGAGAGAGAGAGAAAUAGGGUUGUGGUAUAUUGGGGAACUAAUAUCCCUCAUCUGCCAUUUAGGCCAGCAAUUAGGAAGAAUAUUCUCUUUCCCCCCCUCCCCCCAAGAAUAGUUAUGCUGCUAAGAGACCACUGGGAUACUAGGUGCAGCUUUGUAUUGAUGUCCUCCUUUCCUGUGUCAAUCCUGAAAGGAGAGGCCUUUGAUUUUGUUGAAACAAUCUGAAUGUGCUGAAAUGGCAUGUGUGUGUGAGCUUGUCACAUGCUAAGAGUUAAAAAGAGAAGUUCUUCCAGUUACUGUCAAUGAUGUUAGCUUAGGAAACUGUUUGCACUAAUGAAGGCCUUUGUCCAAUUGUUUGUGGUGGGGGGAGGGGGCAGUGGCGUGAAGGAUGUACAGUGUGUGCCUGUGUGUAUCAAAUGGGGCAUUGGACUGAACACUGGCUCACCUCUCCACCUUACUUCUCGUUCAGGAAAGUAGCCCAAUGUGUGUAAAACUACCUGUAAUUCUUUGUGGGAUUGGUACAUGGCAAUGGCUGAAUUGAGAAGCCUAGUUGCUUCAAAUAAUAAUCCCUACAGUUGACAACCAAGCUCUUCCAAGGCUGUUGAGCACAUAUCGCCUCUCUCCCCAGGAAAGUAGGGCUCAGCAGAAGUGUAGCGUUUUAUUGUGUAUGAGACUUUGUUGGCAAUUAAGGUCUGUUUUUUCCUUCCUAAUAGCAGAAAACAGCACUCAGUGUGGGAAGGGGAAGGACAUUGGCCAUGCUAGUCCGCUUAUUUUUACUUAAGUGAAUAUGUAGCACAGAAGUAAUCUAGUGACUCUCCCUACCUUUUGUGGACUGUAGAAAAUAAUUCAAUAAGAAGAAAGGAAGCCUGGGUCCCAGUCAAAAUCUAGGCAGAAAGUAGCUAUCUUAAAUAGCUUUUUUUUCCCCCCAGUGGUGUGAAAUGAUAAAACAAGUCCCAUCUUGUUUCAUGGGUCUUUGAGGACUCUAAUAUACAUCCUGAUAUCUGUGAUAAUUAUUUUUAUCAAGAAGUUAGCACUCUAAAAGUCAAAGUAUUCAGAGGAGUAGCUUUUUACCAUCUAAAUAUGUGCCCUCUUACCCUUUACAAGUUGUUACUGGGAGAAAAAUAGAGAUUCCUAUAAUGGCAUUUCCCCCCCUUUCUAGUAUAGCAGUUUGCUUGCAGGAACAGCAAAAUUUAGAACAGGAAAAUUAUUUUGAGAGGGAUGAAUAAUUACAUUUUUAUUAGCAAAAUUGGAGUUCCUGCAGUCAUAUGUGUACAUACAUACAUACAUACAUACAUACAUAACCCUGUAGGCUCUCAGGAGUCAUGUCUGUUUGAGACCUUGGAGAGCCUCAUUGGCAUGGAUGAUGAUUUUUCUCUGUUCUUGCCUAUGUACCAGACAUUGGAAUAAAAAUUCUUUGUGCAUAAGCAGCCAAAGUGAAGUUAUUAGCCUUAGAAUAUGUUCUGUUCAUAAGAAAAAGAUUCAGUUUUCUCUAUAGGAAGACUGAUGAGAUUUAGCCCUGCAGCAACAUGAAUUUAUUUUUUUCUUAGCUUCUUAUAGCGUAAUCAGAGCUGAAAGUUUUAUUUUUUUCUUCUUGAUUUGCAAUAAGGUUGGGGCUGGCUUCUCUUCUUUCUUUAUCAAGAAUAAAAACCAAUCCUCUUUCUUAAUCAUUAGAAUUUAGGAUACAAUCUGUGGCUAAAUGAUGAAUACCCUUUCCACCAGAAAGCAUAAACAAUCUGAAACUAGCUCAUUAUUUAUUGGAAUGAUGUCUCUGUGCUGAGAAGUACAUAUGGAAACCUGAUAGAAAAUGUAAAGAAGCACGCACAAGGGGGAAAAAAGGAAGAAAUUACUUUGCAACAAUUUAAACUCUUUAAGGGCUUUUCCUCAAUGUUAAAAAAGGCACAAAAUUAUUUUGGCAGGGAGGGGGUUUCCCAUCUAGUUUUCCAAACCACAAUAAAUAUCCUACCCUGUGGGAAAGAGAUGGGGAAAAUGCAGUACACUUUAGGGAUGCAUUUGGGGAUUUCUAAGGCUUUGCACUUGACUGAGAAAUCUAGAGUGAAUUAUUGUCCCUCUUGUUCCAGCUUCUAAGUCUGCAUGUAUUCUAUCAUGUACUAAUUUUUCUAAGUUAUGAUAUUGUUUUGGUAAAUGGAACAGAACCUUACAUUUCAUUCCACUUUGGGGUCACUUCUGAUGGGACUUUUUUUAAAAUAGUAAACAUAUACAGACAUAUGUCAGAGCUGAAAGUGUGACAGAUACAUUUUGACGGUUUAAUACAGAGCACUUAUCCUUGGAAGUCAAAGUUUAAUUGAAUAGAUACACAUCAUGAAAGUUUCUACAGAAGAAUAUCAUGGUAAAACAGCGCCUUAGCUUGUCCAGCUUGAAACACAGAGCCACAUCAAGAAUAAACAAUAGUGAUAGCAAUCUUUCCAAUUGGAAUAUUGGUUUUUUUUUAAAAAAAUAUCAGUUGGGUUAUAAUUGAAGCCCAAGCUGGAUGUAGUGGUAACAAAUCUGUUUAUAGUUUUUUAAAAAAAAAUCAUGUGAAGAGGAUAGAUUAAAUAUUAUUUCCUGCAAUUUACUCCUACAGCCUGAUACAUACAGGUUUGCAGGAUGAAAAGCAUGCUCAAGCUGGGCUUAGAGUGCCACAGUUACAAUGCAAGCUACACCCCUUUCAUAUGUGCAAUAUCACAAUACUUGUACAUGAGUGGAGCUUGUGUGACAAUGCCUUCAUCUUUUGUUCCCCCAAUAGUGCACUGGAUACCUGCUUAUACAAACAUUUUCAUUCAUAAACACAUUCUUCUUGGGAAGAAUUCUAAUAACAGGAAUUAGGUUGGAUAGGAAAAAAAAUGCUUGGGAAGAGGAUGAUGGAAGAAAUAGCAGUCAUGGAGAAGAUUGCUUUAUGUAGCUGCCUGCACUUAUGCCCUAAAACAUGGGAACCACAAUUCCAGUUCAGACUAGAACAAGCUUAUGGCUAAGCAAGCGUGUUGUGUCAGUUUAGUCCUGUCCCUAUAAUAUAGGGUAUUGCUGCAUUCCAGUGUCUUUUUUAGGAUUCAUAAUACUGUAGUGUAUAGCUGAGACUACAAAUGGGGCUGUAGUUCUGCAGGAGAUAUGCUCAGCAUUUGAAGUUUUUAGCUUUUGAACCUUCUGAACUUAAUAUAUACCCAUAGACAGAUCUCCUUUAGUUUAGUUUACUGUUGGGAGUAUUGAAAGCCUCGUGCCUUCCUACUUAUUUGGCAAAGAUUAUUUAGAAAAUGUAGCUUUUGCCCUCAUGUGAGGCGCUUUGGCACUCUCCCAGCCAUGUAACUUUCAAAAGAUUAGGUGACUGAUUUAUGUAAAAAGUUGGCAGCUCUUUGCCAUGUCCCUUCCCAGCUGUUUCUUGAUGCUCAUUGCUGAGGCAGUCAGUGGCCCUCAUGAUAGAAAUACCUCUCCCUCUUUUUUUUUUUUUUUUACAUUUUCAUGGGGGAGAAUAAUGCACUUUAAAGCCAAGAGAGAAUAAUAGUCUUUCUUGCUUUCUUCCUACUUGGGUGGACAGUAGAGCCACAAGCCCAUUGAGAUCACAUGAUUUUAACAGUGUCUUGCAAAUAGUUUAAGAAGGGGUUAAAUUUAAUAUGGGGUUAGAUGGGGAUAUUAAAAGAAGCUUCAAACGUUAAGAUUUUGGGGUAUCUUUAAGCAUACCUAUGAACAUGUAUGGAAUUUGAAACAAAAAUUCAAAUUAGAAUAUCAGUACCCAUAUAUCAGCUAAAAUCAUCAUAUUGUACUUAGUCUAAUCUAUCAUUACCUGGAUUUGAAAAACUUGUAAAACCACAGGGUUUUUUUAAAUCUCAUAUGUCUUGACAUUCCAAACAAGUCAAAAGGUGACACUUUUACACCAUUUCCCUUCCUUCAGUUGUGAUGUAGGGUGGGAACUUGAAGGUUCAUUUUGUCAGUAAGAGCCAAACUAGAUCCUUGUAGGCAGACCAGGAUUGCUGCUUGAUUGCUACAAAGUGAUUGUUAGAGAGGCAGUUUUGCACCAGAAAAGCAGCAGGCAAGCAAAACGUUUUAAUUCUGCUUGCUUUUUUUUCUGACUCUCCCUGCCUUCUUCCCAGCACAUGAACAUUUAUUUGCUGCAUAUGGCAUUCAUCUUGCUCCGCUUUGCAGCUGCUUACAGACCUGGGUCUUCCACCAAAAUCUAGUUCAACCCAAAGAAAGGAUUGAGAAAGUAGAGCAGGAGUAGAAGUCUGGCCUCUUCCCACCAUUCCUUCUAAAGAUGCUGUUGGAACUAGCUGCUUUUCCAGAGUGCAUUACAUCAGUAGUAGCUUCACUGGCAAACUGCUUAUUUACAGGGAUACAAAGUGACUAUCUUUGCUCCUAGCUCUGCCCACUUCCACCCAGCUCAUCCUGAAGACACAUGUGGAUAGUGCCUGGAGUUUGAGAGACUGCGCAAGAGGGAUUUACCUUGUUAGCAUUGUGAACCACCUGAUGUUUCUGUGUCAAGUGAAAAUAAACUUCUUGUCAGUUUCAAUUAUUAUCCAGUAAUGUGUAGAGUUUAACGUUAGAUCUAAAUCUUUUUUGUUUGGGGAUUUACUUUCUGUUUUGUGUGUGUGUGUGUGUGUGGUGUUUUUUUUUUAAGGCACCAAGUAGACACAAAAAAAUUGUCUAAUUUUAUAUAUCUGUAUAUUGCAUUAUAAACGAGGGGUAGCUUUUUUUCUGCUUAUUGCACCACUACCAAAUAAGGAUAACAGACUGACAAGCAAGGAAUGGUAUGGUCUGUUGAGAAAUUAUUACAUGUUGUUUUCUUUACUAUUACUCCUAAUCUUCAGUAUCAUAGCAAGGGAAAAGAAAACAUCCUUCACAAUUGUCUGCUAGUAAAUCCCAGAGCAGAAGAUAUAUUCAGCUGGGCUGGUCUCACACUUUGGGACGGGAAUUUUUUUUUUUCUUUUUGCUCAGUGGGUUUGAAAAAUAACAGGAUGGUCACAUAUAGUCAACAUUUUAUUUUUUUGCACUCAAAUCUACUUGUGGGGAAGGGCAUUGGGCCUAGGGAGAUAAAGUGAAGAAAAUGUGGAGUAUUUGGUCUGUAUUGUGACUUAACUCUCUAAAAAAUAUUUUCAGUUUAACCAGAGCUUAACUUAUGUUUAUUGGCAUGAUUUAGCUCUAUCUGUGAUGGCUACUUCAAUUAGUCUGUAGUAAUUUUUGGAAAACUACCAUUGGUCCUAAACUGAAUUUCUUAGUGUUCUUCCUCAUUUUCUUCAUAGCAAAGUUCUUACCUGGCUUCUCAUCCUCCCACUUUUACUGUUUUUAAAGCUAAUAUUUCUCCUACCACUCCUUUUCAUUUUGUGCAUUGCAUGCCAUCUGAAGCACUCCAUGAUAGCACGUUCCCUUCUUUAGCUGAUAACUGUCCCUUGUCUUCACUACUCUCUACCUUGCAUGUUUAGCAAAAAUCUAGGUCUGAUUUCCAAAGACAUCAUGUCUAGAUUUGAUAUUGUACCUUCAUGUGUCAGUGUCGCACUACAUCAAUGUGGAUCCUGGAAAGAAAAAGGUGUGAACAAAAAAGGGACAUGUCAAAUAUUUGGGUGGCAGAAGUGAAGUAUUGAAUUUGACUCCCUCCUUUUUCUACUGAUCAAACAUGUUUCACAGUAUUUUUCAGAAUGAAUGAAUUUUCAGUUUUUCAAAUUGGACUUUGCCUUUUCUCCUCUUCGUGUUGCUUAUGCUUGCAUGAGUAAUUGCUGAGAGGUUUGGUUUGUGUCCCACUUAAUAAUUUUGUAUUAAAGCUUUCAUUUUAUUGACAUCUUUAACAUUAGAGCUCAAGUAACAUUCAUCAAAUCAAAGGCUGAUGUGUUUGGAAGCAGAUCAUUAAGCAAAAAAAUAGCUUGCUAGUAUUUUACUGACACAGUUCUCAUCAUAUCCUAAGACACCAUUAGAAAGAGGACCAAAUAUGACAGUUUCCUGUCUGCCAGUUUUCACUUGUAAGUUAUGGAAAUCAGCAAUAUCCGCUCAAGAGUAGCGGCUUAAAAUUGCCGUUCUUCCAAAAGCAAAGACUGAGCAUAGAUUACACUUCUCUGAGGGACAGUGUUACUAUAUUCUUCCUAACAGAGGUUGGGGAAAAAAAUUUCUCAAUCCAUAAAUUGACAUACAUAAACUUUUCUUCCAAUUAUGGUUUUCCUCCUUCAAGCCAUGUAGAAAAGCAGUACUUACUGUGGUUGUGUUAUCUCUGCAUGAAGUGGCAGAAGAGUUGGACAUUAAUCAACUGAUUUUCUUUAUGAGUGCAAAAAAAAAAAAAAAAAAAGGCUUUCCUCCCUUUAUUAUAAAGGGGCAGGGAUGGUGGGAAAUCCUUUCUCCUGCUUCCAUAACUCAACAUGUUGCUAAUAACAAACCAACUUCCUUCUGCUUCACAAUUCAGUAGCGAUCACUAUAAGACCAAAUAUUACAAGGACUGUUAUUAAAUGUAUGCUGAGUGCUUGCUAUCUUGUACAGCUCUUAAUCCUCGCAUAGCCAACUAACUCUACCCAGUGACAUUUCUUUAAAAAAUAAAAUACAAUUCCAGAGACACAGAAUUUGGGGUUGGGGUGGGAGUUGUUUUUUAUUUUCUUUUAAAUGUUUUUUUUCCCGAGAGGGGGGAUGUAACAGAAAAGAACUGUGGUAUUUGAGACUUGUUGUGUGUAGGGUUUUAUCUCCCCACCCCGAAAAAAGGAAUGUCAAUGAAAACCUUUUGUGUGUGUGUGUGUGUGUUUUUUAUUUUAAUGGUCCACGAGUAUGUAUCGUGAACAUUUCUGUAAAGUAAUUGUUCCAGGCACAAAUGCUUCAAAUGUGAGUGUCAAAUAUAUGUAUAUAUUUUAAAAGGGAGGAAAGGUAUAUACUUUUAUUUUUGUCUUACCAUUGGCAGUAGGGAGAAAGGGGUAGCUUAAGCAAUUUUUUUAACAACUUCCCAGGGUAUUUUGUAUGCUUCAAUUUCUAAUAAUCUACUACCAGAAGUCAGUGUAUCAAAAAAAUUAGAAUAUGCUUAGACUCCUUCAUUGAAACAUUCAUUUGGCAGGAAUGCAAUAGUAAAAACCUGAAACAAAACCCAGGAGGAACUUCACAAAGUUUUCAUUUUUAAUAAUCCGUUACCAGAAGACAAUAUAGGAAAAAAAGGUGGUUCUGUAGAUUCCUUCAUUGAACACCCAUUAAGGGAAGAACAAUAAAGUGGCAAAACAGGAGGAUCUAGCAUGUAAGUGUUUUAAAGAAUGCAUUGAAACUCCAAAAAUCAUAAUUAGCACUCUUAUUGGGAUCUAUGUUGUCUUAAAGAUUGCCCCACUAAUAUUUUUAAUGUUGAGAAAUAACUGUUGAUCCAUAUGAAUUUCCAUGCUAAAGCUCUAAUUUUAGAAAAAUAAAUACUAAGAAACUUUCCACUGAGGUUAAGUAGAGCUUCUUUGGCUCUUUUGAAGAAUUUU
This is a messenger RNA of Notechis scutatus (mainland tiger snake), 9448 nucleotides long. It is a transcript of the gene MECP2, whose product is annotated as methyl-CpG binding protein 2. Gene Ontology annotation, biological process: negative regulation of transcription by RNA polymerase II. Gene Ontology annotation, cellular component: heterochromatin; nucleus. Gene Ontology annotation, molecular function: methyl-CpG binding; chromatin binding; double-stranded methylated DNA binding. The record is from RefSeq and is a predicted model, not a curated record. NCBI's taxonomy places the organism in Eukaryota, Metazoa, Chordata, Lepidosauria, Squamata, Elapidae.